AUGGGGAGUCAAUUAACUAAAGAGCAAGCUCGUUUACCUUUCGGAUACGUCUCUGUAAAAUCGAGUCGCCGACGAAUAGCAGGUUUAAAUCCAUCAACAAUACGACCUAACGUACAUCCCUCACCUGAUAAUCCUGACUCGCUCUUUAAUGAUCUUUUGGAGUUAAAUAAUCAUCUUCAAAAUGUUUCUAAUAACCUAACUCCCACCAUAAUAUCAUCACAAACUGGUGAUACUUCAUCGAUAAAUACUUCUAUCACGGAACAACCAGGUCAAGAUGGUAUGGUAGAAAUAUAUAAUAAACCCGAUGAUUAUAUUUCAUAUUCACAUGAUCACGGGGAUGACUCCUGUUGCCAAGGAACGAUUGAAAUUCCGGAAGAAUUUAAUCCGUAUAAUAAUUUAAGUCAAAUAGUAUUUAGUGAAUUACCAAAUUUAAAAAAUAUUGGACUUUGCCAAUUUGGUUUGGUAAAAUUAAGUCCUAAUAUAUGUUUUUUAUAUAUUACAACAUGUCUACAAAUAUGUUGUAAUGAAUUAGUAGAAAUACCAGCUGAAAUUGGAUAUAUGAAGAAUUUGCAGACGUUAGACGUAUCUAAAAAUCGGUUAGAAUAUAUUCCGGACACAAUUGGAUUUCUUCACAAACUUGUAGAACUAAAAUUAUCGGAUAAUCGUUUAACUUCGAUACCUUCAGCUAUCGGUUCUCUAAAGAAAUUGGGUACACUAUUACUUGAUAAUAAUAAAAUUACGGAAAUACCACCCGAAAUCAGUCAAAUUAAAACACUUGUGAAUUUGGAUGCUCGUGAUAAUCUAAUUACGGUUUUACCAGCCGAGCUUGGUCGACUUCAAUAUCUUAGAAAAUUACGAACUGAUGGAUGCCCAUUAACUACAGAAUUUGUACAUCAAUUAGUUCAUACUCCCCCUACACUUAUGGAACUUGCCGCACGUACCAUUGUGAGGCACCAAAUUCCAAUAUUACAGAAUACUACACCUCAUAUUAAAGAUUAUCUCGCUAGCGCCAAAAAAUGUAGUUUUUGUGGUGGUCCAUAUUUCGAAAGUUAUGUAAAACGAGGGAAAAUUAUUGAUAAAAAUGAUCAUCAUAUUCCUCUUGAAUAUCGUUUAUGUCAUCCACAUUGGAACACUGAGAAAGAACGUGUUAGUCUUUUAUUCUGUGCUUUACCGGAAACUGCACCUAGCCCUGAACCAUAUAGACAACAAAAGUAUUACCAUCAAUUUACAAAUGAUAGACCAUUUGAUGGAAAUACGACUAUUGUUAGUGUUUCCUCCCCUAAUCUACAAGAAAAAGUGAGACGCCCACCAGCUAGACGAUCUAUGACAAUCCCUCUUAGUUCUCUUACUAGGUCCCCCUCAUUACCUAGUUUACCAAGAUCUGCAUCACCAAGACCAUCAUCAAAUGAUAUCUCACAAGAAGAUACAGGAAUGAAAAAAAAUAAUAAUUCACGUGGACGUACUGGAGUGACAUCUCUAUGGCGAUCUAGAAAGAAUAAUUCAGCAUCAGCUAUUUUAGGAAAGCCAACGCGUAACAGUUCUUCUCUACGUCUAAGACCUCGAUGGCGUAUAUGA
Molecule: messenger RNA, 1575 nt
Organism: Diversispora eburnea
Lineage: Eukaryota; Fungi; Glomeromycota; Glomeromycetes; Diversisporales; Diversisporaceae
Source: the annotation of a GenBank genome assembly